AUCGCGAAACACUAUGAAUAGAACCAAAGCUCCAGGUCAAGACAUAUGCAACGGAGCAGCGUCUCUCGGCUCUCGGCUAGUUCCGACAAGGAGUUUGCCUGGCUUCGCUUCGACUCCGCCGCAAUAUGGCCGUAUCGCCGUACACACAGCCCCCAUUCUCGGAGCAUCGUGCCCGUAAAUCACACGUCAAUACGCCGCUUGAUAUAUUGUUGUAUAUGCUGCUGACGAAAGAUGGUACAAGUGUUUCCUUGACUCAUCAUCAUGCAAAUGAUGUUAAUUAUUAUGAUGCAACAAUCAACAAUAGUGAUAAUAUAAAUCCUCUGGAAAAAUUUUAUCUAAUCACUGAACAAAAGUGGCAUAAGGAUACACUAGUGCCAAUCUCCUUAUUGCCCUCUACGAAGGGAAUGCCUAUGAGAUCCCAUCACAGAAUCCGGCAGUCCGUGACAGGACUGGAUGAUGCUGGAAUGGAUCUCCAAGUGGCCCAACUCAAUAGUCAGACAGACAAGGAAGUACAUUCCAGGACGACUCUAUCAUGGCUAGAUUGGCAUUUGCCUUACUUUGUAGCGCUUUGUGCAAUCGCUGGCACUAUUCUUUUUACAUUCCUAAUCUUGUUAUGGCUGCGAAAACAAAUGUCGCGUGAAAAAGAUAACGAAAAUGGCGAUCGACACGGUCUGGUCGAGGAAGGUGCCACUUGUAAGCCAGACAAAUCAACUAAAGAUGCAAAAGAAUCCGUGGAAGCUAAAUGGGUUCACGAAGCAUUCGCGAAGCAAUCUGCACCCAAGUACCCAGUACGACCAAUUCCACAGACCUCUUUACCCGAGUCUCUGGCAACGCCCGAACGUAAACCGGAAGCGAUACGUAUGAAAGCAAAAGGAUUGUUGGAAAGACGUGGUUCGAGCACAAGUUUAACCAUAGAACUGGCACCAGCUCCUGAAAGUCCGCCACAUAUGGUUACUCCUACUCGAGAAUGUACAACGGAAGAGUUUUUGCUAAGUGCAGGAAAUGUAUUAUCGAGAGCACAAUUGAAAAAAGUUAUCGAAAGUACGGGAACAUUACACAAAGAAUUUUGGGAGGUACCACUAAAUCUACCGGAAAAGGUGGAUAUUUGUGGCUCGGGAGUGAAGAAUCGAUACAGCUCUGUUUUGCCCAAUCUACAAACGAGAGUGAUUCUACCAGGUUCCUCCGACGAUCCGCUCGCUGGUUACAUAAACGCUAACUACAUCCGGGGAUACGAUGGCGAAAAUGCUAGAUACAUCGCGACACAGGGACCAUUAGCUAACACGAUAGCAGACUUCUGGAAAAUGAUCUGGGCAGAAAAAGUUCCUGCAAUCGUCAUGAUAACUAGAUUGUACGAAGUGUCCAAACCAAAGUGCGAAGCGUAUUUUCCCUUUGACGUAAAUAAUCGCUUACAAGCUGGAUCUUUCACAGUUAUCGUUAACUAUAUCGAUACGAGAAACGGAUAUACCGUCAGAACUAUGGAGAUUUAUAUAUAUAUAUAAAUAUAUUGGUAUGAUUCAUGGCCGGACCAUGCUGUACCUCAAACUGCAGAUGCGCUUGUUAGUAUGGCCGCGGAGGUAAAUGCUUCGCCAAAACCAGUGGUCGUUCACUGCAGCGCGGGUAUAGGACGAACCGGUUGUUUUAUAGCGAUAGGAAUAGGAAUGAAUCAACUUAUAAGAGACGGAAAUGUCGAUAUAUUGGGUAUUUUGUGCCAGAUGAGAUACGACAGGGGAGGGAUGGUACAAACGGCGGAACAAUAUGAAUUUAUUCAUAGAGCACUUUAUCUUUUCGAGCAGACAUUGGAAAGCAAACCGUCGACUUCGAGCGACUGAGAAUGAACGUAUUACUACUAUUACUAUAAAUAUUUCUUUCGCUUAUUCUUUCGUGAAACGGGGCUUUAUUAUUGCCUAAGAGAAUGUCACUUCGCGCAGGGCUAUAUGCUUACCGCAAAAAAACAUAAAUUUCUAAUGAAUCUCAAUGUCAGCCUGUGAACCGACGCUCUCAUUUUUAUCUCAAUAUUUCAACGAGUUCAAACUCGUUUAAUAAGCUGCCAUUUUCUACUGCCAUGACAAAUCGUUGACAAUUGAUAUCAAUCAUCACAGAGCUCAAGAGGUAAAAAAAAAAGGGUUCACCGUCGGAGUGCAUUUUCUAUAAGCAGGUGCUUUUUAAAACUGAGAUAUCACAAAUAGCUUAAUAAAAAGAAUAUUUAUGUUUAUAAUAACGCGCGAUAUGAAUCGUGCGGCACGUACGCUUAAAAAUUAAUAUUAUAUUAUUUUAUAUAAGUUAUGAAUAUAUAGUAUGAAUAUGAAAUAUAAUAUGAAUUAGAAAUAAUCUCUAAAUACGGCGAUAAUAUAUUCGCGAUUCGUAUCGUAAAAUUUAUAUCUAAAGAUCAGACACUAAACUUGGGAUUUAAUUAUCCACACAUUCCUCGUGUGUUAGGAAAUAGUUUAUAAGUUUCAAUAAAAUUUUAAAUACAAAAAUGUGUAGAAACGGUUUCGCGCGUAUUAAUAUAACCGAUACUAAUGUACGAUAUUCUUCGCUAUUAUCACGUUUCGCGAUAGAGUAGAUACAUGAUACAUGACAAAAUUUAUUAAAUUGUCCUAGCGUGUAAGAGCUAAAGUUAAUGGUAAUUACUUUAAUGAUAUAUAACGUUAAAUGUGAGCUAAAUGU
Trachymyrmex cornetzi is the source of this 2667-nucleotide messenger RNA. Its product is annotated as tyrosine-protein phosphatase non-receptor type 7. Gene Ontology annotation, molecular function: protein kinase binding; protein tyrosine phosphatase activity. NCBI's taxonomy places the organism in Eukaryota, Metazoa, Arthropoda, Insecta, Hymenoptera, Formicidae. The record is from RefSeq and is a predicted model, not a curated record. The transcript is spliced from 8 exons. Gene Ontology annotation, biological process: protein dephosphorylation; signal transduction. Gene Ontology annotation, cellular component: plasma membrane; cytosol; cell junction.